This is a messenger RNA of Styela clava, 2622 nucleotides long. RefSeq lists its product as uncharacterized. NCBI's taxonomy places the organism in Eukaryota, Metazoa, Chordata, Ascidiacea, Stolidobranchia, Styelidae. The record is from RefSeq and is a predicted model, not a curated record.
UGCCGAUUGUUGACAGACAGAUUUUUUCUAGCGAAAAAUAUACAGAGAUUUGCUGAACUCUAUCUCGUCACAAGGAGUUUCGUGAUAACCAGGGGUGGGAGUUUAUUAAAUUAUAUAGGUUAUUUGUCUAUUAUAAGAAAUUGAUGUCUGUUUUUUGCAUAUUAUAUGUAAGUUCACCGCAGAUCGUGCAAUGUGAUCAAAAGCAGAAAUAAAUCUUAUGUUCCUAGGAAAAAAAGAUCCCAAAAAUUAUCUAUCCACAUAUCUCAUCGACUCUGUUUUUUAAAUACAGAACCAGUAUUUUAUAUUUAAAGCAAUAAUCAGUCACUGUUUUGAAAAAUCUACGGGAAGAAAUUCAAGCCUGCAAAAGAAGAGCGAACGAAAUUACUAGCAAUAGCCAUAGCCCGUCAGGGUGUUCCUCCAUAUCUCCUACAAUUUUAUCCAAUCGAUUUUACCGUUUUAGUUGAGAUCUAUCGAACUUUCUUUAAAAAACAUAAAGAAUCAUAAUAUUCCUGCUAAAUGCUGGUUGUAUUGGAAACCAGAUGAUGAAGAAAUGCAGUACUUGAGCGCUGUACAAUGCGUCGUUGCGUUUGUGACUUGGUUUGGUAAGAGACUGAAGAAAGCCAACAAUGCUGUGGGCUUGCCAUGUUUCUUCAGAUAUGAGACCAAAGAUUCGUCAUCGGACCAGAGUUGUGAUUUCGAGCCUAAUGAGAACAGGAAUGGAAGAUGGUAUAGAAAACAGAAGAGAAGAAACUGUGGAGAGAAAUAUGUUAAAGAUAACAUCAACAAGGAAGCUGUCAAAACUACUUUGAAUAAAAUUCUUUCCGGCCUGAAGAGAAAAAAGAAGAUGAAUCUUAACAUAAAAGGAGCGGAGAACCGCGACAAAAAGCAUGGAAGGUCUCUAAGAACUAUGAUGGAAAUUAUUACAUCAUGCUUUCCAAAGAGCGACAAACUGGAUAAGAUGAAAAACAAAACAAUGAACAAUGCAUUUGACAGUGGGGGUGGUGGAGCAACCUGCUCCCCACGCACACCUUCACCAGAGAAGGUGGGAAACAAAACAAUGAACGAUGCAUGUGACAGUGGGGGUGGUGGCACAAUCUGCGUCCCACGCACACCCUUGCCUGCAAAGUCUACGGAUUCAGGUGGCAAGUUGGUGUCUGCAGCUGAUGAUGAACCAGUGGGUGGUCGAGAUGGAGAUGAAAAAUCGUCUGUUAGCACAGAGAAGAAUGCAGAUGAGAGUGCAGCGUAUGAUGAUGAUUUUUUCGAUUCGUUUGAUGAUUCGAUUUCUGCGGAUUUCAGCGACUUCGUUACGGAUGUCAUUGAUUCUGCAAAAGGCACCGUCAAUCCUAAAGCAGAAUCUGGCAACAGCAGUGAUGCAUCUUCGAUCGCGAAGAAUAUCAACGACUUUGUUGCGGAAGCUAUUGGCAGUGCGAAGGAUAAUAUCAAUAAGGAAGAGGAAGAGAAGCGUAAGAGAGAAGAAUUUUUGCAGUCAAUGAGACUUGCCAUGGAAUUGAGAGAAAUUGCAGGUGAAAUGGCUUUCAAUGCAAUCUGUGGAGCAAUUGUUCAACUGGAACAUGAGAAGGAUGAGAAUGUUGGUGAUGACAAUGUGAUGAAUAUUUUGUCUGGAUACACUGCAUCAGUAGAGAAGAAUCGUACCGAGAAAAUGUGCAGAGGAAUUGCUCAGUCUGUGGUUCUGGAUACGAUGGAUAUCAUUCGCAGAAAGGAAGAGGAGAAGCGUGAAAUCACUUCAAUUCUUCAAAAAUACAAGAAAAAGGUUCCAGAACCGAUUUCACUUCUACCUUCACCAUCCGAAAUGAUUCAAAUCUCAAAGACCAUACAGCCAUUUGUCGCAGCCACCAGGAUAGAACCUGAAUUCUCUGGAACUUUUGCCGAGUUUUCAGCUCCAUUUCCAACUUCCAACACCAUUGUUCGUAAGACAAGAAAACCAGUGGCUUUCAAAUCUCAAAUGCAGGUUAUUACUCGCGAAGAAGAGGAAGAGUUACUGAGAAAGGCAACUGGAAAAUGUCCUCCCAGUAAGGACAGAAAGCGGCAAUAAUCCAGGAUAUUGUGUACGACAGCACGUCGUAUUUUGAUUGUGCUAGUCGUGAUUAUUUUAAAAAUUUAUUUUGUUAUAUUUUGUAUUUUUUGUAAGGCAAUAUUCCCAACAUCCUAACGUUUUAAUAUGUUUAAAAAUCCACUUUUUAUUAUGUACAUUUUUUAUAAAAGCUUACCCCAUCUGCCCCACCAUUUCUCUUUUGAAAUUGAUGAAACGUAUCAGUUUAGCUCUCAAUCACGGUCAUAUCCUUAUUUACCUUAAAUUUUGAUAUAUUAACAUAAAAAAAUAUUUAGCAAAGAUGGUAUGACAACACAACUCAACAUUUUUUGGCUUAUUUGGUUAGAGUUAUCUAUGAUCCUCACCUAUCACUAAGCUUCAGAAUUAGUUACACGUCACAUAUGUGCGUUGUUUAUGAUUCUGUACAAUUAGAACAUUUCAAAUAAGUGUAUCGCUGAAAAAAUACCGUACAAAUUUUAUAGUGAAGGAAUAUAUUUAAGUAGGUAAUAAUGACCCGCAACCAUUAAAUACCUGUGUCGUGACAAAAUAAAACAUUUUCUAUUAGAAACUGG